AUGGACUGUCCCUUGGACUGGCAAGACUAUAUCAACAGACAGGUAAGAACUUUAGCUGCGUACAAUUCUGUGCCGUUUACUAAACUUCUCAGCAGAUAUGACGUUCGGUUAUUACUUCAUUCAGCGCCCAAAUCUUCAGUGAAAGCUAUAGAGGUAGAUAGAGAAGACGGUUGGGACGAUCUUCCUUCUGAUGCAGAGGACCUCUUCUUCUUCAGUCAAGAAGAGGCAGACGACAUCAGACGAGAGAAGAAGCGUAAGCUCAUGGAUGCUGCGCAUGAGGCUCGACUUGCGGCCAUGAAAGUCAAAGAUACAGAGGAAGCUUCAGGUUCAACUGAGUUGGACCCUAACGAAGAGCCCGACGAUGCGCAGUUGCGAUUAAUGAAAAAGACAGCAGCGCACAUCGUCUCAUCCCCAAAUGCUCUCCAGUUUGAGAUGAGGAUACUGGCCAACCACGGUGAAGACCCGCGGUUUGCCUUUCUACGAGGUCGCUGGAAGAACAAGUGGGAAGAAGUCAAAGCAAGUGCACGUACACAGCCUACCACAGCGCCUCCAAAAGUAGUUGCACCACCAAGUGGUCUCGUCACUUACAAGGAGGAUGAAACCGAACAGCAAACAGACGAGCAACGAAUCAAAGCUGAACGGCUCGCCAGAGUUAAAGAAUGGGCACGCAAGCGCAAGGAAGAGAAAAAGUAG
Acaulospora colombiana is the source of this 693-nucleotide messenger RNA. The record is from the annotation of a GenBank genome assembly. Lineage: Eukaryota; Fungi; Glomeromycota; Glomeromycetes; Diversisporales; Acaulosporaceae.